Messenger RNA from Acanthochromis polyacanthus (spiny chromis), 3072 nucleotides. It is a transcript of the gene clrn2, whose product is annotated as clarin 2. The transcript is spliced from 3 exons. The coding region runs from base 194 to 895 and encodes 233 amino acids. Lineage: Eukaryota; Metazoa; Chordata; Actinopteri; Pomacentridae. The record is from RefSeq and is a predicted model, not a curated record.
GGGAUCUCUUUGACCGCCAUAGGUUCAGUUUCUGCGCCCUUGUGACUCACACAUCAACACACGAGAGAUCCCGCUAAGAGAAUCCGCUUUUGUUGCCUGAUUAUGAUUAUUUUUCCUUCUUUAAAUUGCAGAAUAAACUCAUGGUGAUCGCCGAGUGCGCACCGCUCUCCUCGGGGCGCCAUGGGCUCGUAAGAUGCCUUCUCUGUGGAAACGGAUCACGUUCUCGGCGGCCUCGGUGCUCUGCGUCCUCUCUGCGGUCCUCCUGGUGGUGGCCCUGUCCACGGAGAGGUGGGUUACCGGCAGGAUCCUCUGUAAAACCGGGGUGGAGAUCGUGAACGCGUCCCAUCCUGAGAUGGACCAGUUCAUCGGGGACAUCUAUUAUGGAUUAUUCCAGGGAGGCAAAGCCAAGAAGUGCGGACUGGGGAGAAGACGCUCCAAAAUCUACAUUUUUCCAAAGCUUGUGCGGACGUUGAACGGUGGCCUUCACAUGAUGGUGAUUCUGUUCCUGCUGGUGGCCGUCGGCUUCGCUCUGGUCAGUCUGUCCUUCUGCAUCUACAACGCUCGCAAGGUUCCCUACCAGAGCAUCAAAGGGCCCAAGGGCCUCUACCUGUGGAACUGCAUCGCUGCUCUGUUCGGUGCCCUCGGUGUUCUGUGUUUCCUGGCAGCUGUUAGACACCACCGUCUGACCGAGCGGGUGGCAAACUAUCGGGAGAAUCUGUUUGUCCUCGUUGUCCUGGACGACAGCCUGGACUGGUCCUUCUGGCUCGGUGUCGGCAGCAUUGCGACCCACUUUGCAAUCUGCGGAGUGGUCGCCAUGAGUCGGAUUAAGAUGCCCAAACCUGAGCCCAAGAAGCCUGAAGAACCCACUAUCUCUGCUCUGGACCUGCUCUACUGAAGCACCAACCAGAAAGGAGUGUUUGUAGCAUUUCUGUCACUGACAAGAGCAAACUUUGAAGACUGACAGCAGAGAAAACCAACACAGUGCCAGAGCCCCUGCCUUUUGUAAUCUAUGUGACUUUCAGGCUCAACACAGCCCGAAUUACAGCCUUAUGACAUUAUUUUUAUGGAAAUUUACACUUGACAAAUUUUAUUUAUCUUAAUUUUCCAGCAGAAAUUAAUUGUAGGAUUGAAGCAUUAAUUUUAAUCUGCUAGAGGAGCCUCACACUUCAAGCCACAUUCGUUUAUGAAAUGUGACAAACAAUUUUAAGUCUUCAAACUACAUUUUGACAGGAGAACCGCUUGUUAUUGAGACUGAACUCCCAGAGAACAUGGUGCAGUGAUUUAGUGGUGGAUUUUCCACAGAGAUUUUUGAUGAAAUUAGCUCAAGACAGCUGACAUACAUAAAGUUUGCAACCCAGAAUAGUAUUUACCGUCACUGUCAUAAAGCUGUUCAACAUCAUAUAAAUGAGAAGCACUGGAAUAAUGUUUAUCUUUACUCUGUCAGAGUAAAAGGUGAGUCAAAUACGUUUUACAAUGCAACAUUUUCCUCAGUGUGCUUUAGAAUAUGUGCUCCUCACUGUGUCUUCUAUGACUCAGAUGAAGAACAAUGAAAGUACACUCAACAAAAAUAUAAACACAACACUUUUGUUUUUGCUCCCAUUUUUUAUGAGAUGAACUCAAAGAUCUAAAACUUUUUCCACAUACACAAUAUCACCAUUUCUCUCAAAUAUUGUUCACAAAUCUGUCUAAAUCUGUGACAGUGAGCACUUCUCCUUUGCUGAGAUAAUCCAUCCCACCUCACAGGUGUGCCGUAUCAAGAUGCCGAUUAGACACCAUGAUUGAAAUUCAGUUUGUGCAGAAAUUCUUUGGUUAUGCAAACCAAUUGUUUCAGCAGUUGUCUGAGUGGCUGGUCUCAGACCAUCUUGGAGGUGAACAUGCUGGAUGUGGAGGUCCUGGGCUGGUGUGGUUACACGUGGUCUGCGGUUGUGAGGCUGGUUGGAUGUACUGCCAAAUUCUCUGAAACGCCUUUGGAGACGGCUUGUGGUAGAGAAAUGAACAUUCAAUACACGAGUAACAGCUCUGGUUGACAUUCCUGCUGUCAGCAUGCCAAUUGCACGCUCCCUUAAAUCUUGCCACAUCUGUGGCAUUGUGCUGUGUGAUAAAACUGCACAUUUCAGAGUGGCCUUUUAUUGUGGGCAGUCUAAGGCACACCUGUGCACUAAUCAUGGUGUCUAAUCAGCAUCUUGAUAUGGCACACCUGUGAGGUGGGAUGGAUUAUCUCAGCAAAGGAGAAGUGCUCACUAUCACAGAUUUAGACAGAUUUGUGAACAAUAUUUGAGAGAAAUGGUGAUAUUGUGUAUGUGGAAAAAGUUUUAGAUCUUUGAGUUCAUCUCAUAAAAAAUGGGAACAAAAACAAAAGUGUUGCGUUUAUAUUUUUGUUGAGUGUAGAUCCUGACAGAGACAGUCUACGGAACUUGAUACCUGCUGGCUGCUGUUCCAGUCAAACCCAAAUCACUGCUCUUUUGUCGUCUCGGACUCAGUUACCAGAAAAUCAUAGUAGAACCUGAGACACAAUAACCAGAUUGUAGACAGAAUAAACAAGUGUUUUGUUCUGUUUAUGUGUUGUUUGAUAUUUGUUGCUGCAGAGGAUCUAAGCAUGAUAAAACUGAAAAAGUCUCAAACUCCACAUCUGAACCUCAAACGUUCUCUACUGUAAAUUAUGUUAUAUAUGUAUUUACAUGAUAUUUUUUCAUUGUAUGUAUGGAAUGUAAUAUGUAGACUUUUAAAACUGCACGACAUGACAUCAGUCUGAAAUAUCUUAAGUAUUUAAAUUUGCAUUAUUAUCAUUUGCAUGCUUAUGUUUGAUCUUUUUCAAACAUUUUUGCUGUUGAAGUUGAAAGUAUUUGAAAUACUGCAAUAAUUGACUGUAUGAGCAUGUAUACAUAGUGAGAAUUAAAGUAAAAGACUUUGAUUUUCAUUUAAUUCUUCAUAGUUCUGGUUGCAGUUCAAAACUAAAACUAUUUUGUGCAUGUAGCAAAGAGUCAUCACAAAUUAGUUUGGGCAUUGGUGAAGGACUUUCAUGAUGUAGACUGUCUGAGCUAUAUUAAAACACCUUCUGUCGUCUGAGGCCAA